Messenger RNA from Ananas comosus (pineapple), 5049 nucleotides. Its product is annotated as pentatricopeptide repeat-containing protein At5g01110. Gene Ontology annotation, molecular function: protein binding. The transcript is spliced from 3 exons. Lineage: Eukaryota; Viridiplantae; Streptophyta; Magnoliopsida; Poales; Bromeliaceae. The coding region runs from base 58 to 2172 and encodes 704 amino acids. The record is from RefSeq and is a predicted model, not a curated record.
CCCCCCGCUCCCCACACCCCGCAGGGCCCGCACCCGCGGACAGCGCGGACGCUCCAAAUGGCGUCGCCGCUCCGAACCGCCGCUCGCCACUCUCUCCGCCCACGUCCUCAUCCUCGUCCUCGUCCUCCUCCCAAAACCCUAAUCGCUCCUCAAAACCCUAGCUCAGAUACCCUCCUCCACGACAAACUCCUCUCCUCACUAGAUCGCGAGAGCCCCGAUCCCUCCACCAUCGUCUCCCUUCUCUCCACAUGCACCCACUCGAACCCCGAAUCCGCCCACAGGCUCGUCGAUCUCCUCCUCCGGAGGCCCAAUCUCAAGCUCUGCUCCGACACCUUCGCCGCGAUGAUCCACACCACCAUUCGGAGCCACAGGACCUCCCAAGCCCAGUCCUUGAUCCUCCGCAUGAUCCGCCGUAGGGGCGCCACGAGGCCCGAGAUCGUCGACGCUUUGGUUUCUUCUUACCAUCGUUUCGAUUCGAAUCCCUCCGUGUUUGAUCUCCUUAUCCGCACCUACGUGCAGGCGAGGAAGCUCAGGGAGGCGGCGGAGGCGUUUCGAGUACUAAAGGAUAAGGGGGUCUUCGUUUCGGUGAAUGGCUGUAAUAGCCUACUAGCCGGAUUGGUUCGGAUCGAUUGGGUCGACUUGGCUUGGGAGAUUUAUCAGGAGAUUGUUGAGAUGGGCAUUGAAUUGAAUGUCUACACUUUGAACAUAAUUGUGAAUGCCUUGUGCAAGGAUAGGAAAUUCCAACAAGUUGAUAUAUUAUUGCUGGAAAUGGAGACAAGGGAGAUUUUUCCGGAUAAAGUAACAUACAAUACUCAGAUAGAUGCUCGUUGUCGCGCAGGUGAGUUGAAGGAAGCAUUGGAAUUGCUAAACUCAAUGGGAGAGAAGGGGUUGAAGCCUGAUGUGGUGACGUAUAAUGCUCUAUUGAAUGGAUUUUGUAAAAAUGGGAAGUACGAGAGGGCGAAGGAGUUGUUGAAUGAAAUGGUGGGUUCGGAUUUGGUGCCAAACACUCCCACAUUUAACAUUAUGCUCAGUGGCUUUUGUAGAAAUGGCGAUAUUAAGGAAGCAACGAGGAUUUACAAUGAAAUUUUAAGGCGCGGGUUUGUCCCUGACAUGGUUAGCUUUAGCUCUAUGAUUGGUUUGUUCACAAAGAAAGGGGACAUGAGCCGAGCUUUGAUGUAUUUUAGAGAGAUGAAGAGUGUUGGAUUGAUUCCUGAUAGUGUACUCUACACUAUGCUUAUCGGUGGCUUUUGUCGUAUUGGUUCAAUUGCCGAUGCUCUUAAGAUGCGAGAGGAGAUGGUGGAUCAAGGUUGCAUGCCAGAUGUUGUAACUUAUAACACAAUUUUGAACGGAUUGUGCAAGGAACGGCAACUAGCAGAUGCAGAAGCGCUGUUUGAGGAAAUGUCUCAAAGAGGAGUUCCACCUGAUUUUUGCACAUUUACAACUCUCAUAAAUGGCUAUUGUAAAUAUGGUUGUGUAGAGAAAGCCUUGAAAUUGUUUGAUAAAAUGUUGCACCGCAAUUUGAAGCCAGAUAUUGUUACUUACAAUACUUUGAUUGAUGGUACGUGUAGAGAAGGUGACAUAGAGAAAGCUAAUGAGCUGUGGGAUGAUAUGCACUCUCGAGGAAUCUUCCCCAAUCAUAUUACUUACACUAUUCUAAUAGACAACCACUGUGAGAAAGGUGAAGUGGCUGAGGCAUAUAAAUUUUGGGAUGAAAUGGUGGAUAGAGAUAUCUUGCCUAAUGUUGUGACAUACAAUUCGAUAAUUAAGGGCUACUGCCGGUCUGGCGAUGCGUCGAAGGCUGAAAAAUUCUUAGAAAAGAUGAGAAAGGAUAAAAUCACUCCCGAUAGGAUAAGUUACAAUACUCUCAUCCAUGGUUUUAUGAAGGAGGAAAAGAUGCAGGAGGCUUUUGCUUUGCUUAGUGAAAUGGAGAAACAGGGGGUUCUUCCUGAUGUUCUGUCAUACAAUCUGCUCAUGAGUGGGUUGUGUGAGGAAGGGAAGAUGCAGGAGGCUGAAUGGGUCUUUAAGAGAAUGCUUGGGAAAGGGACUCAACCUGAUAGAUAUACAUACACAACCUUGAUAAAUGGUCAUGUUGCUGCUGGUAACUUAAAAGAGGCAUUUUGGCUUCAUGAUGAAAUGCUUCAAAGAGGUUUUGUACCUGAUGACAGUUUCUGAGACUCUCGACAAGAGAACAUCUUGCGCGUAUUCGUGGUUGUGGCAAUUCGCUUACUAUAUAAUCAGAAAAUACAAGAGCCUGAUGGAUUCAGUUCCACCUGAUAGAUCAGAGUACACAAAAUGGUUUUGCUUUCAUAGGCAGGCCUUACAAUUAAUAGAAGCUAUACGAGUCCACAGGGUGGAAGCAAAAUUUUUUAAAAAAGAAAAUUAUCAAGAUACAUGAAUUUCUCAAUUGCUUAAUCAGCGAAUAAGGUGAGCUUUGAACAAAGUGCUUAACAUCUGAAUCAAGUAUUGGGCAUGAACCACCAGCAAUAUUAGGGUUACUCGUGCACCCAGAAGGCCCUGAUGGUGUUUCAGAGCCCUUUGUUAGAGAACUCUGUGGCUUAUGCCAGCUUUCUGCCAGUGACCGUGCAGCGAAGAGAGGCUCAAAGUUUGAUAAUAGCAAGAUGAGAAGCAGCAAAUGCAUAGAGCAACCUCUUUUGUAACUCCCUAAGCCCAUGCCUAUAUGAAAGGAUAAUUCGCUCUGCAUGCGGUAGAAUUGAUCUCUUUGUUUGGUAGAUGGAGAUAUGAGGUGAAACAAAGGCUUGACGUAAUUGUGUUGGUUGAUCACAGCCAUUCAUUUGAAUCAAUUGUACAAGAUUGGGCAAUAUUGACAGUCGAGUCAAUGGUAUGUUAUUCCUUUUUUUCCCUUUAUAUUUAUUGCUUAAAUACGUAAAGUCUUGUGAUCUCCAUGCGCCUUGACUGCUGAAUUAAACCUUGGAAUGAAGUUGCCUCCCGAGGAUGGCAGUCGAAUUAGGAAAGCAGUUAUUAAUGAAACAUUAGUUUAAAGAAUGCUCAAUUUGUUUGCCUACGUAAUAUAAUGAAUAUUAUGCAAAUAUUAGAAAUAAGAAGAGUCGAGUCAAUGGUAUGUUAUUCCUUUUUUUCCCUUUAUUUUUAUUGCUUAAAUAUGUAAAUUCUUGUGAUCUCCAUGUGCCUUGACUGCUGAAUUAAACCUUGGAAUGAAGUUGCCUCCCGAGGAUGGCAGUUGAAUUAGGAAAGCAGUUAUUAAUGAAACAUUAGUUUAAAUAAUGCUCAAUUUAUUUGCCUUCGUAAUACAAUGAAUAUUAUGCAAAUAUUAGAAAUAAGAAGAGUUAUCUCAAUUGAUCGGCCCCCCUUAGGGCGUAGCUUGAAAUUGCGUUUUUCAAAGCAUAAAAGCAGGUGCAUUUAUUCACCACAGCACAAACUAGACCUUAACACAUUAACUGAGUUGAGUCCCUAAAACCAUUAUCUUAAUUGUUAGGUAAGGAGACAUGCUAAUUCAACUAUUGAUUGCUUUUGAAUUGUAUCUUAAUUCAAAACAGUUGAUUAUGUACGUGAUCUUUUAUUAUUAUUAUUUUAUUUUGGUGUGUGUUGGAUUAGUGUAUUUGCAAUUGAUCUUUUUUUAUUAUUAUUUUACUUUGGUGUGUGUUGUCGCGUCGCCAUAGUAUAUUCGUAAUACAUUCUGCAUUAUCAUGAUGGCUAUUCGAAUCGAUAAUCAAAGUUGUUAUACAUAAUUUACAGAAUGUGAGUUCUAUAGAAACUAAAUUUUGUAAUUUUUCGACACUAUUUAGCUAGUAAUCAAGUAAUCUCAAAUGCAUUUUAUAUAUGCUGUGAAAAUUUUUAAUUUUUGCGACCAUUUAAACAAUAGAUAAAUACGUCUAUACUAAGUUGGUUGGUACAAUAUAACCCCUUGGUAAUAACAAAGAAUGAAUGUGGAUUAUAAUAACUUAGAGCACCCAUUUCCAUUUGCAGGAUUGGUUAGAUAAUUAUAUAGCAUCUAUGCAUCUGUGGCUUAAUUACAUAUUUGAGUUUUCAUCAACUUAUUCAAGGGAAAAAAAAAGUUUUCUUGCUCUUCUUUCUGUUUUUUUUAAAAUCUUUCAAAUAUUUCUUCUUCCAUUAACCCAUCAUAGUAGAUCCCUUGCACCUCUUCUUUCCUGCAGCUAAUUACAUAUCAGGAUUGCUAGUUAAAACGUGCUUCUUUUCUUUUUCUUUCUCAAACUCGACGAUCCCCCAUGUAUUUCUUUUUAUGUAUUAACUAUUUUUCACAUAUUUGGUGAUGUGGUAGAAGGGGCCCAGGCUAGCAUAUUGUAUACAGACAACUAACAUUGUACCAUAAGUGAUCUUUUCUGGUUCUUCAAGCUCGCUUUCGAUUAAAUUAUCAAUCCACAAACCGUAGGAUUUGGAACUCAUUUGAUUUAUUUAUUAAAUUUAUUAAUUACCACGAAAGAACAAAUACAUACAAAAGAAUGAACCAUAUCUAUCAUAUUCACAAUGCAUGUACAAGAUAGAUUGCCCGAGGCAAUCAAAAUACACACACCAUAAGAAGUGAAAAAUGAGAGGAGAGGAAGGGCCUAAAAAUUUAUUAGGCCCUCCACCCCCACCAAAAGGAAUAAAAAAACAAAACAAAGUUCUCUCUAAUAUAAGUAGGUUGAAUCAUGUUUUCUAAAAAAAUUUCAUGCACCAUUCGAAUUCGGGCAUGACCCGCCGGAAUUAUUCGGAUCGUGAGUGCAGCCGGACGGCCCCGACCCUGGUCCCCCCUUCGGAAGAGAGCCGAGGAGGAGGUGCCUCCCUUCAUUGGACCACCACCUUUCUUCCAAAGGCCUUGAGGCAUCAAGAGCAUGAAAGCUUGACACCACCACCAACAAGAGAAGCAGAAGCACUUUUGCACUCUUAACCUUUGCCAUUUUUGCUUUUGAGAGGAGCAGUUUGAUCCUUGCUUGUAGUUCUCUGUGGAUGGAUAUUGAGAGGUUUAUGAUUUGUGGAAUGAAGGCUGUGAUUAGGGGACAUAUAUAUAGGGAAGGCGGUGGAGGGUUUUUUACUUUAUCUGUUGCCUUUUUUGUGUCAAUAUUUUUUUUUGCA